AUUUGGCACAGUACAGGAAAAAAUGUAGGGGGAAAAAAAGUCUGCCUGAGAGUUUGGCCUCCAUUUGAGAACGCUGACUCUGCUUUUUAAGCAGUUUUUGGAGAGCCAGUGUCCGACACCCAGAAGAGCGAAAGAGGGCUGGAAAUCUUUUAGGACGCAUCCGAAAGAAUGAAGACCCGGAUGAAAAUCGUUGUUGGAGUCACCUCGUGCCUUUUGCUGGCUUUGCUUGUGAUGUGCAUUGUGUUAUUUCCUUCAGGAGGUAAGAUGACGUUGGAAAGACUCAAAGCCCGUAACUCUACGCCCGCUCAGCAAGAUCAAGACAAUCUUCACUCUUUAACCUUAGAAGAAUAUCUAGAUGGAAAUUACCAGUACAAAACAUAUUCUCCUUACUGGGUUUCAGGAAAUGAAUAUCUUUACCAGUCUGCAGAAGAUGAUGUUCUUCUGUACAACGCUGAAUCUGGGCAGUCAGUCACUCUUGUGUCUAACAGCACCCUUAGCAAAGUAAAAGCCACCAACUAUGCAUUGUCCGCUGACCAGAAUUUUAUACUGUUGGAAAGCAAUUACUCUAAGCUUUGGAGGUACUCUUAUACAGCAUCAUAUCACAUUUAUGAUCUUAUCCAUGGGGUCUUUGCCAAAGAAUACGAGCUUCCAGACAACAUUCAGUAUAUAUCCUGGUCACCCACUGGACACAAAUUGGCAUAUGUAUAUCAGAAUAAUAUAUAUUUGAAAGAAGAUCCUAGAAAACCUGCUAUUCAAAUAACUACUAAUGGAAAACAGAAUGAGAUAUUUAAUGGAAUUCCAGACUGGGUUUAUGAAGAGGAAAUGCUUGCUGUAAAGUAUGCACUCUGGUGGUCUCCAAAUGGAAAGAACAUGGCAUAUAUUCAGUUCAAUGAUUCAGACAUACCUGUUAUUGAAUACUCGUAUUAUGGUGUGGAUCAGUAUCCUAGAAAAAUAACUAUUCCCUAUCCAAAGGCUGGGGCUAAAAACCCUACGGUUAAAGUGUUUGUCAUAGACACCACGAACCCUGAAGUUUUAGGUCCUAUGGAAGUACCUGCUCCAGCAAUGAUUGCACCAAGCGAUCAUUAUGUUACUUGGAUCACAUGGGUAACAGAUAACCGAAUUGGUGUUCAAUGGCUGAGAAGAGUCCAGAACUUCUCUGUCUUGGCUAUUUGUGACUACAACGACCGUUCCAGAUCCUGGAUAUGCCCAGAGAAUCGGCAGCAUGUAGAAGAAAGCCAGACAGGAUGGGCUGGUGGAUUCUUUGUUUCAGCUCCGUAUUUCACUUCAGAUGCCAUUUCUUAUUACAAAAUUUUUAGUGACAAGAAUGGUUAUAAACAUAUCCAUUAUGUCAAAGACUCUGUGAAAAAUGCAGUACCAAUCACUAGCGGGCCAUGGGAAGCCAUAUACAUUUACAGAGUAACUGAUGACGCAAUAUUCUAUUCAAGCAAUGAAUUUGAAGGCUAUCCAGGGAGAAGGAAUAUUUAUAAAAUUAAUCUUCAAACAGACCCUCCAGUCAAGCAAUGUAUUACUUGCAAUUUAAGAAAAGAAAGAUGCCAGUAUUAUGGAGCAAAAUUUAGUUACAAUGCCAACUAUUAUGCUUUACUGUGUUAUGGUAAAGGUCUACCGACUAUGUCUACCAUUUCUACUCUUUACGACAACAGAUACAACGGAGAGAUUAAAGUUUUGGAAGACAAUAAGCAACUGGAAUUGGAUCUGCAGAAAAUCAGCAUGCCUACAGAGGAAAUUAACAAACUUGAAAUAGACGGUUUCACCAUUUGGUACAAGAUGGUUCUACCUCCAAGGUUUGAUAAAUCCAAGAAGUAUCCUCUUCUCAUACAGGUGUAUGGAGGACCUUGCAGUCAAAAUGUGAAACAUACCUUUGGCAUCACUUGGAUGACCUAUCUUGCCAGCAAUGAAGGGGUUGUGGUGGCCCUUGUGGAUGGCCGAGGAACAGCCUUCCAGGGUGAUAAGAUGCUGUAUGCAGUCUAUCGGAAACUUGGAGUUUAUGAAGUUGGAGAUCAAAUCUCCGCAGUAAGGAAGUUUAUAGACAUGGGAUUUAUUGAUGAGAACAGAAUAGCCAUAUGGGGAUGGAAUUCAACAGUGAUGGCCAGGGCAGAGAACUUCCAUAAUGUGGAUUAUCUUCUCAUCCAUGGAACAGCAGAUGAUAAUGUACAUUUUCAGAACUCUGCGCAGAUCUCCAAAGCCUUAGUCGAUGCACAAGUGGAUUUCCAAGCAAUGUGGUACACUGACCAGAACCAUGCCAUUCCAGGUGCUUCUCUUAAACAUCUUUACAUGCACAUGACUCACUUCCUCAAGCAGUGCUUUUCCCCGGUUUGAAGCAGGCUUCUUCCACUGGCCUUCACUGUUUUCAUAUCAAGGAGAAGAAUUUCUGCUUUUCUAGGCUAAGCAUAUUCUAAAGACUGAAUGUGGGGUUUGCAGAAGACUUGAUGAUCACCUCUCUCAUUGACGUAAACAUACCAGUUUGUGUCGCAGGGUGUUUGCUAGGUGGAAAAUAAAUGAUAAAAUAAAGCCAAAUUUCAAAAGGCUGUGCAUAUUUCAUUUCCCUUCCCCCUUUAAAGUCCAAUCUAAGUGCUCACAUCUCUUUUGGAAAUGUCAUGUUACCCAAAGUGCUGGGGUCUGCCCCCUUUAGAAUGGGGGAAUCAGCAAGGAUAAAUGUUGCUUAACAAGAGGCUGGAUAAGUUUACAAGAUCUUUUCCACCUGUGUAUGCCUUUUUCUCCUUAGAAAUCCGUAGGAUUUAACAAUUUUAUUAUAAAAAGUAAAAUAAUAAAAAUACAAGCACACAAAUGGUCAAAGCACACAGAGAAAUCACACAGUUCUAGGUUAUAGAUAGCAUUGAGGGUGUAUAGGUCUGAGAUAGAAUGGGAUUUUGGGGGAAAAGUAGGUGAUAAUUACCUUAUCCUGAAGAAGAGAUCCCAAAAGUCUUCACUGAACUCCAAGCUUCUGAUAAGGUGUUAGUUGAGUGUCAUGCUCCCACAGAAGCCUUUAUUAUUUUCUCUAUUUAAGUACCAGUUACCCCUAUAGCUAGCAUGGUUUAGUUCUCUGUAUAGUCUUCAAAGGGAGGGAAUUUUAGUAAGCCCCUGUCCCUUUAAGAAGUUUCCCAAGAGGCAGUCUCCCAAGAGGCAGUGAAAGCAGAUGACAUGCAGCACAACUGAACCAGAGGUUCAGUAAAUCCUGGGCACUGACUAUAGGGGGGACAGCUAAUCUAUAGGGAAGAUCAGACCCUCUACACAUUUUAAGAGAGCUUAAUCUUUCCAGGGCAAAGAUAGCUCUUGUCUUCUUGGAGAAAAACAAGAGGAGGACACUUAAGUUAAGUGGUGGAUACUUAAACUUAAUGUUUGGCACGCAGACUUAAUGUUCUAAGUCUGGGGAGUACUGGAGAAAACUAAGUUUUUAGAAUGAAGCUGAUUUAAUAACAGCUUUGGGACAAUGCCAGUGUAAAUCAAGAUAUUCUUUGGAGGAGCUAGGAAACUAGAAGAUGAGAUUAGUACUUGGGAGAAUUCUGAACUUAUGGAUGACACUGAGCCAAUGUGGAGGAUGGUACUCCAUCUUAGCACCGCAUUCCUGGGCCACCUCAUAAGGUUGGCGGAAUAGGUAGGGGCACUGCAGUCUAAAAACAGCCCCUCACGCUGUAUGUAGGAGUUUCAUGGCAGCCUCAAGCACUACCAGUUGGGGCACUGCCUGUAGGAAAGGAGGUUAUCUCCUAGAAGGCAAACACCUGAGGGUGAUUAAUGGCUAACCUAACAAGCAACAGCUGUGGGCUAGAAAGAUCAGAUAACUGAGGAGGACAUCAAGGCUUGGGAUCCUCUUUGCUAAAAUGUGCUCAGAGGUUUGGCUUCUUAAGGACUAUUAUCCAGUCUCUCUUGAUCACCUAAAGAGACUUCCUUUGGUUCCUGAAUAAAAAAAAGCUAUUGGAC
Messenger RNA from Sphaerodactylus townsendi, 3936 nucleotides. RefSeq names its product fibroblast activation protein alpha (gene FAP). The coding region runs from base 169 to 2337 and encodes 722 amino acids. The transcript has 25 exons. Gene Ontology annotation, molecular function: dipeptidyl-peptidase activity; serine-type peptidase activity. NCBI's taxonomy places the organism in Eukaryota, Metazoa, Chordata, Lepidosauria, Squamata, Sphaerodactylidae. The record is from RefSeq and is a predicted model, not a curated record. Gene Ontology annotation, biological process: proteolysis.